GGUGAGUGGAGAAGCAGAGCAGUCAGCUGUUCUACAGACGUCUGGGGAACAAUGGAUUUUCUCGCUGUUCUUCUGCUGAGCUUGGCUGUCUCUCCUGUAUCAUCUCUGCCCAAUCAGCUGCCAACAAUAAUAGAAGGCAAAGGAAGAAAGACCAUCCCUGAAAUAAACCAAGGUUUAAACCUUGUGGAAGGAGACAUCAAGCAGAUCAAUCGAGGAGUUCAGAAGAGUGUAAUUUUGGGGCAACAGUACCGAUGGACAGACAAACGCAUCCCCUAUGUGUUCAAUGGAAGUCUUAGCAUAAACGACAGAGGAGUUAUUUUAAGAGCCUUUGAGCAGAUGAGACUGAAAUCCUGCAUUGAAUUUGUCCCCCGAACUACAGAAGAAGACUACGUCUCUAUCGAAUCACAAGACGGGUGCUGGUCAGACAUUGGGAUGAGAGGUGGAAUGCAGACGCUCUCAAUUGGAGACGGGUGUGCGUUCCUCUCCACCGUGGAGCACGAGUUUCUUCACUGUCUGGGAUUUAAUCACGAGCAGAGCCGAUAUGAUCGGGACGACUACGUGGAAAUCAUUACUGAAAACAUCAUUGCAGCCCAGUUGCACAACUUCGACAAGAAGAGCGAGCAAUCCAGCACCACACAGGGAACCCCUUAUGACUACACGUCUGUGAUGCACUACGGACAAGACGCUUUCACCAACGGCAACGGAAACACCAUCCACACCCGAGUCCCGAGGUUCCAGAAUGUGAUUGGUCAGGAGUACGACUUGAGCCCUUGGGAUUCUUAUGAACUAAGCAAGCUCUACAACUGCAAUAAAUCCAUUUCCUAUCUGGACGGCUGCAGUUUUGAUGGGUAUAACAGCAUGUGUGGGAUGACUGCGUGCGACAGCAAAUGGAGCGUGCGCUCAUUUGUUUACACAGGACCCGACAGUGACCACACCGGCCUGCCAUCUCUAGGUGUUCCUGCCGUGUCUAUGAACGACACUUCAUCAGUGCCAGGUUACUUUGCGCACUACAGUACGAUGUAUGAAUCUGAAGGAGCGUCAGCUGUUCUGCAGAGUAAAGAGAUGACCCGGAGGAGAGCAUGCAACAUCCAGUGCCUGGAGUUCUUCUACUAUCACAGCGGCGCUCAGACUGACCAGCUCAACAUCUGGAUCAGGGAGUACGUGAACAACACGGACGUGAUCGGAACCGUCAGACAUAUGAACCAGAUUACAGGUCCUGCCACUAAUCGCUGGCUGCUCCACUAUGUGCCUCUGGAUGCGAGCGGAGCGUUCUCGGUGGAAUUCGAGGGCCGUAAGGGAGCCGGAUCCUCCUCUGGAGGUUUCUCCGUGGACGAUAUCAACUUCUUAGAGUCGGAGUGUCCUCAUAACGUGUGGCAGAUCAGGAAUUUCAUGGAAGCAGUGAACUCCACGUCGGACGGACACAUGUACAGCCCGCUGUUUUACUCUCCUGAGGGCUACCGCUAUCAGGCAGUGCUGCAGCUGAGUGAGGAGAUCAUCAGCGUCUCUGUGAGGCUGGUCUCUGGUCUGUAUGAUGAGCUUCUGCCGUGGCCGUGCCCGUGGAGACAAGUGACGUUCGUGCUGCUGGACCAGAACCCCGACGUCCGACAGCGCAUGUCAAGCCAAGACAGCAUCACCACUGACCCGAAAGAAGUGUUCGGGGAUAAUUACCUGUGGAACAAACCCAGUGUAGUUGGAACUCCAUACAUCACUGCUGAUAAAGAAGUUGUAAACGUCACUGCGUCAAAGUCUUUUAACAUAAAGCUGAAUAAGAUACGCCUCAACGACAGGGAGUUUGUCAAAGGUGGUGAUCUCAUCCUUCUCUUCAGCAUGCAAGAUAUCUCAGGACUGCUCUUAAGUGACUCUUUGCCCUGCCCCGUUCUAAUCUCGAAGGGUGACUACGUACCUCCUUAUAAGGGCGCUGAAGAUGCUCCCUGUUCUCAACGGCAAAUUCCCACACCUGAGCCAACUGAAAGCGAGUGCUUGGACAUCUUCUGUUCCAGUGCUAACAUCAUUCACCCGUCAGUCGCCCUCCUGCUGGCGCUGAUCCUGCUGCUCGUGAACUAGCAGCACAGUCUGCACAGUCAUUACAAACCUAUCUCUCAGAAACAAGACACCAAUCACCAAUCACUCUGAUUAAUAAUAAAAUUCUGAUUGAUUUUGUGACCUUUUUAAAAUGGGAACUUAAUACUAAAGCACUAUUGAAGCACUAUUAUAGAUAGAUAGAUAGAUAGAUAGAUAGAUAGAUAGAUAGAUAGAUAGAUAGAUAGAUAGAUAGAUAGAUAGAUAGAUAGAUAGAUAGAUAGAUAGAUAGAUAGAUAGAUAGAUAGAUAGAUAGAUAGAUAGAUAGAUAGAUAGAUAGAUAGAUAGAUAGACAAAUUUUAUCAAUAUAUUUUAUUUUUAUUAAAUAAAGACUGUAAUCCUGGGUUCCGAGGUUUAAAAAAUUCUCUUUUUAAUUUUUACAGGUUAUUAAAUACAUAUAUAAUAAUAUAUUAUUGUCAUUAAUUAUUAUUCUGGAAGUGAAGAUUUAAAAUAAAAAAUUAAAGUGCCUCUAUUAACAUA
Molecule: messenger RNA, 2559 nt
Organism: Astyanax mexicanus (Mexican tetra)
Lineage: Eukaryota; Metazoa; Chordata; Actinopteri; Characiformes; Acestrorhamphidae
Product: meprin A subunit beta
Exons: 17
Coding region: 52-2064 (670 amino acids)
Biological process (GO): proteolysis
Cellular component (GO): membrane
Molecular function (GO): protein binding; metalloendopeptidase activity; zinc ion binding
Source: RefSeq, a predicted model, not a curated record